GUGCACUGGGCUGCUCUUUCUGCUGAAGCGCAAGCUCUUCCAGGAUCCCCGGAGCUACAACAGCGGGUUGCGACUCGCCUCCGUGAGGAGACCAGUGCUCUCUUCCCGCCGUGCCCAUCCCCUGAUCACCGGGUCAGUGCUCAACCUACGCGUGUGCACCUUCCGCAACAUCUUUGCCAAGUGGCGUUUGGCUACCCAGUUCGCCCGAGCCUCACGCACACUGCGUCGGUGUAGCAAGGACCACAAACGGCAGUAUUACAUCGCUCAGGUGGAUGCAGCUGAAUCAGCAGCUGCCCAAGGCGACCAGCGCAGCCUGUACCUCAUUGUUCGUAGACUGUCGCCCCGCAAGCGUCAGAUAGCGGGCAGGCUGCGCAGCGAGGAUGGCAAGCUCCUCACUCGGGAAGAAGAACUUCAGGCCAUUGUUAAGUAUGGCAACGCCACCUUUGCAGCACUUUUCGAUGAUCAUCCCAUACUCCCCCUGGCAGAGGACCUCCCCAUUGCUGCCACAUCCAUUGCUGCUGAACUUGCUCACUUGGGCAUUGCCAAGGCAGUCCCCAAACACAUUGCACCCGCAGCCACCUGGAAGCUCUGUGCCUCUGCCUUGGGCGGCGAGACGCUCACCGCCCACUUUCGACAGGGCACAUACGCCACUCUUGACGCGGACUGGAAGGCUCUAGCCGGUAGCUUGCAUACCCAGCUUCUACACUCCCUUGCGCCCUUGAUGCAGUGCAUGCCACAGUUUGCUUAUGCCAGCCAACGCGGUACGGCUAAUGCAAUUGCCAAAGCUCACCAUCAUUUUGAGCUCGUGGCUGAUCUUCUGGGACAUGCCCGAGUUACUCGCUUUCAGCAUCAGGCUGGUAAAGUCAGACGCGCCUGCACUGGUGGUAUCGGUCUCUCUUUGGAUCUUUCUAAAGCUUUCGAUGGCGUUAACCGCUCACGUAUCUACGAGGCCAUGCAAAGCCGCGGUGUUCCAGCUUCCGUCAUCACCCUCGUCCAACAACUUCACCACCAUGCCAAGUAUGUUUAUCGUGUUGGCACGUGCACUGGCUCCACUCUUACCUCCAACGGGAUAAAACAAGGCUGCGUCAUUGCUCCAUAUCUUUGGAACUAUUUUUCGCUUGCCUUUCUUCUUCUCCUGCAGGAACAACGUGACCUCGCCUGGAUUCAGAACCUCCUCUCGCUCUUCGCCGAUGAUGUAUGGGGUGCCUGGCUCAUCGAAUCCUCCACCGACUUUCAUGCUGCAAUUUCAGACAUUCAGCUGAUACUCGAAACCCUUGAAACCCUGGAUAUGACUAUCAACUUUGACAAAACGGCUAUCCUUCUUAAAUUGGUUGGAAAGGACGCCAAACAGCUUCGACGAGAUCAUCUCUUCCAGAAGGCUGGGCAGUCCUUCCUUCGGGUCCAUGUUCAUGGACGUGAGCAGGGUAUCCCCGUCAAAGACCAGCAUAUCUAUUUGGGUACCGUGGUCACAUACACACGCCGCCUCGAGCGCAACAUGCAGCAUAGACUGCAGGCGGCCCGCACCAACUAUCAGGGCCUCCGUAAGCUCCUUAACGGCUCCCAUCACCUGGGCGUCUCCCACCGCAUUCGCCUCUGGGUUGCCUGCAUUUGCUCUAGUGCCCUGUACUCUCAGCAUGUUGUAGGGGUCACCGAUAAGGUGGACUAUUCAACAAGCCUUGCUACGGCAUCAGUCUCAGCCAUCCUGCAUACUGUGGCACAGUCCAUGGCCCAAGAAUCUUCUCAGGCGACGGUGAGUGCGCCCAUUCGUGAGCCGCCUACGGCGCAUCUUGCCAUCUUGGAGGGUGAAAAUGUUACGAUGUUCGGGGAUCAGCUGAACAUGGGAGCCUAUGCCAACGAGGAAGCCGAGAUCUUCGCGGCCUACUGGACGCUCGCAGAAGCGCCCCCGGCCGGAGCAGCAGCGCUGGAAUGCACCGUCCCACAUGGGUCCCAGACCGGGGAUGGGGGGAAUGGGAAUGGGUCUGGGGCCGGGGCGUGGACAGUCAUCAGUCGACUUCGUCACGACAAAAAUUUUGUCAUCUUUAUGCGCAACGAUGCCAACGGCGCCCUGGCCGAGCAGCUCACCUCUCCAUUGCGCACCGUCCUGAUUGCGUGCAUGAUCAGGGAACUCAUGAACCAGGCCCAGCAGGCGGUGGCAACCGAGGACUCUCGAGCCAAACACCUCGCCAGCGAAUGGUUGAACCAAGAGGGCAAUUGGAACUAUCGUCGGUGGAACCCGGCAGAGAAACGGCUCGAGCUCGACAAGAAGCGCACACCCCUUCAGCAUACGGAGGCCAUCCGGCUCUUGAACUUCCUGUUGAAGGAGAUGACCGGGGACAUAAUCCAAAGGUUCGCUGCCUCCAAGACCCUAGCCUUCCUCGAAAAGCAGGGCGCGCAGGUCGCAACCUUUCAUCUGGAGAUCUCUUUACGAGGUUCCCGGGCGCUCGAAGUGUACGAAGCUCUGGGCCGCCUCACCAGCUGCUCAUUGACCAAUCUCAUAGGGGUCUCGAUGAAACGGGACACCCUUCCUCGUUCCAUGAUGGCAAGGAGGCUAGCGGACCAGGUUGCACCGGCGGAGCUGUUGCUCCGGCUACAGGUCUUUUGGGAGAAAUCAGGGCGUGCCCAUCGGGCACUGCGCCUGAUGGGUUUCAAACUUCUGGGUUGGUCCGCACCCGAACAACAGCACGAUGUUACGGAACUCAUUGAUUUUCUGCACGGGCGUCUGGCCUCUGUCAUCAUCAAUGCUGUCAUUGAGGAACUCAUCCAAGCCUGGCAUGCAACGCAGCAGGCGGGCAUCACAGCCUACAAUGCUGCACCAGGCACUACACCUCGGCCAUCUGUGAGACCACUGGCCGAUUUUGGCUUUUGGAUGAUGAAAAAGCUCCGACUGAGCUCACUGAUUGCCAGCUUGAUCAUGUCAGUAACAAUGUGUGUGUCAUCACUGUUGUGCACUCAGCUCUUUGUGCCCAACCGUUAUCGGCAGCUCUUCGUGCAAGCCAUGGAUCCCCAGCGUCAACGACGCACCCUCCGGGAGGAGGAUCUGGACUGGAUGGCGAGCCGCGUCAGCCUUUUGCAGAUGCAAAUCAAUGGCCUGGCGGAAGGUCUCGAAGCUAUCCAGCAGGCCCUGUCUCGAUUGGCAGGCCAGGUGCACGGCCUCGAGGAGCGCGUCCCGAGGCGAACAGCUGCUCGAAACAAAUGUCACAAGAUUGUCAUGACCUUUGAGUCCCUCGAAACCAUGGACGAUUGA
Messenger RNA from Symbiodinium necroappetens, 3244 nucleotides. The record is from the annotation of a GenBank genome assembly. Lineage: Eukaryota; Dinophyceae; Suessiales; Symbiodiniaceae.